AUGAUAAUUCUGUUCUUAUUUAAUUAUGUUGUUGCAUAAAUUUUAUACUGUCAUGUGAAAGUUGACGGAAUAGAAAAAGGUUAUCUUUCAUUCUAAUUACUAUGUGAAUCAACCCCUAAGUCUUGUUAAAAUAUCUAAGAACUUUAGGAAUUUAAUCUAACUCAUAUUUCAGAAUCUAAAAUGGAAAUGACAACAACUUUGGUAAAUAAUAAAUGGUAGUCUGAAAUCAAUAAUUUGUACACUCAAUUUGGAUCUAUUGGUUAAAGGAGAGACAUUGAAACUGGAGAAGUUGAUCAAAAAUAUACUAUAUUUCUUAACAAAUAAGAAUUUGAUGGACCUAAAAGCUAAUGGUUAGUCUUUGGUAAUAUCAUUCGAUAAGAGGACAAAGAACUUCUCAAUUAUUUAAAGUGGACUUCCCAAUCCUCAAACCAAAUUCCAAAUAGAGAUAUUAAAUUUAAGUGUUCACUUUGA
Molecule: messenger RNA, 471 nt
Organism: Paramecium sonneborni
Lineage: Eukaryota; Ciliophora; Oligohymenophorea; Peniculida; Parameciidae
Source: the annotation of a GenBank genome assembly